Salvia miltiorrhiza (redroot sage) is the source of this 1499-nucleotide messenger RNA. RefSeq names its product BTB/POZ domain-containing protein At1g21780-like. The record is from RefSeq and is a predicted model, not a curated record. NCBI's taxonomy places the organism in Eukaryota, Viridiplantae, Streptophyta, Magnoliopsida, Lamiales, Lamiaceae. Bases 261 to 1238 code for a protein of 325 amino acids. The transcript is spliced from 4 exons. Gene Ontology annotation, molecular function: protein binding.
UUGGUUGAAAAUUUUUAGGCUUAACUUGAUACUACUCCACAAAUUUGGGGCAGGAUGGAUAUCCCUAAUUUUACAUGCCAUUAUUCCUUUAAUUUAUUUACCUAAUUACUUACGACGGGUACGGCCGCACAGUGUCAAAGUCAAACAGAAAAGAAUCCCCAAUCGGCAGCAACAUACGACAUAGGAGAAAGAAAGCUACAGACAUUGAGCACAAAAAUACGAUCUCGAUUCUACACAAAGUCAAAAUCCCUAUAUCUCAAAUGGUGGAUACGAAGGUGGAGACUAUAGCACGACACGCGCAGUGGAAAAUCGAGAGCUUCGGGCCUACCGUUCCGUACAGAAGAUCCGACCCCUUUAAGAUCGGUAUUUGGAACUGGCAUUUAUCAGUGGAGAAGAGCCGGGCAAUCUACGUCCGGCUCUUCCCCGAACCGUCCCGGGUUGCCAAGGACCAGCCGCCGCUUGCCCGGUUCGUCGUCCGCGUCACCAACGCCGGCCGUAGAACUUAUAUCUCUCCCAUUCAUGAGAAAGUACUGCGCACAAGUGAUGAUUUUAUAUGCCUCAUUGAUAUGAACAUCCAAGGUCGCUUUGUCAUUGAUCUCGAGUUUUUGGACCUUAAGAUCAGCCCGCUGAAUGGUGGAGACGGCAGUUCCAUAUGGCCUAGUGAAGACACGACGCGGAACCUGGCAACCCAGAGCACUCUCAAAUCCCUCUCCCGCAUGCUCGACGAAUCCCUCCUCACUGACAUCACCAUCAACACGGCAGACGGGAAGCUACACGCUCACAGAGCGAUACUCUCCGCGAGCUCCCCUGUCUUCCACAGCAUGUUCCUGCACGACCUCAAGGAGAAGGAGUCAUCAACAAUUGACAUUGAAGAUAUGUCCUCUGAGUCGUGCACCGCCCUCCUCAGCUACAUAUACGGAACUAUAAACCAGGAUGACUUCUGGAAGCAUCGCCUGGCGCUGCUGGGUGCGGCCAACAAGUAUGACAUCGUGGACCUGAAGGACUCAUGCGAGGAGAGCCUCCUCGAGGACAUCAACAUGGGGAACGUCCUCGAGAGGCUGCAGGAGGCGUGGCUCUACCAGCUCGACAAAUUGAAGAAGGGGUGCCUCACGUAUUUACUCGAUUUUGGGAAGAUCUACGACGUUAGGGAAGAGAUGAAUGAUUUCUUCAGGAAGGCUGAUAGGGAGCUUGUGGUGGAGAUGUUCCAAGAGCUGCUUGCAGUUUGGAAACCAGCUUAAGCAGCAGGGCUUCUUAUCACGGAGUUAUUACAUCUAUUAGAUUUGUUAUUACAUCAUUUUGCAAAAUCUUAGUUUGUGCAUCUAUAAAUAAUCGUUGUGCCAUGUAAGAAAAUAAAAUUCUUAUUCUGUGUAGCUUAGGCCAAUUAUUAUAUUGGCUUAGGUUGUAGCAGCUUGUAUCAUAAAUAGAGGAUGCUCGUGCGCUUGAAUUUCUAGAAUUGUAUCUUUUUCUUAAAUAAUUUCUUGAGUCAGUUAUAUUGAUUA